Messenger RNA from Symsagittifera roscoffensis, 1920 nucleotides. RefSeq lists its product as uncharacterized. The coding region runs from base 661 to 1803 and encodes 380 amino acids. NCBI's taxonomy places the organism in Eukaryota, Metazoa, Xenacoelomorpha, Acoela, Convolutidae. The transcript is spliced from 6 exons. The record is from RefSeq and is a predicted model, not a curated record.
AAAAGUUGUCAGUACUGUGUGUUCUCUGACAAAGUAGCAUUCAAUUCAAACUCAAACAGAGUUUCUUGCCGCAAAAAAGUUGUCCGUACUGUGUGUUCUCUGACAAAGUAGCGUUCGAUUCAAACUCAAACAGCGUUUCCUGCAGCAAAAAAUUUAUCCGUACUGUGUGUUCUCUGACAAAGUAGCAAUCGAUUCAAACUCAAACAGAGUUUCUUGCCGCAAAAAAGAUGUCAGUACUGUGUGUUCUCUGACAAUGUAGCAUUCAAUUCAAAAUCAAAGUAAGUGAAAACCAUUUGUGAAUUAUAUCUUCGAGUUUUACGUGCCAUACAAUCUCAUACAAUAACUUUUUUUAUUAUUAUUGACUGCAGCAGCGUUUCCUGCCGCAAAAAAGUUGUCCGUACUGUGUGUUCUCUGACAAAGUAGCAUUCGAUUCAAACUCAAAGUAAGUGAAAACCAUCUAUGAAUUAUACCUUCGAGUCUUACGUGUGUUAUAUUCUCAUACAUUAACUUUUCUUUUACUAUUGACUGCAGCAGAGUUUCUUGCCGCAAAAAAAAGUUGUCAGUACUGUGGAUUCUCUGACAAAGUAGCAUUCAAUUCAAACUCAAACAGAGUGAUUUUUACUGAGUGACGUCAAGAAAGAAAGAAAGUGUUUUCUAAACAUGAGUGGAACUUUGUCCAAAAAUGAGGACGACAGGGGAAAAAGACUUGAAGAGACUCUGGUAGAAGCAAGUACUGAUGUAGUUUUGUUGAUCCAAUCGAUUCGGACAAACUCCAAAAACGAAGAUGAUUUGAAUGGUCUGGACAUUGAAACCAAAGAAAACUACUUGAAAAUUAGAGAGAGCACCAGAAAACAGUGUCUUAUUUACUCAAAACAUGUUCUCCCUCUGACAAUUGACGUCUUCAAGAAGAUUUCCUCACUGAUGGAUAAUUACGCCGAUAUCGAACCUGAGAAAUGGAUAUUAUCUCUUUCAGAUAUUAGGAAAAAAUUGAAAGAUGCAAAAUCUUCAUGUGAAAAUUUAAAAAAUAUUCACAACGAAAUUAUCCGAAACUUGAAGGCAAAUCAUGCUGAAGCUGAAUCUGCGACCGAUGAAUUCAAAAAAAUUGAAGAAAAUUGCCAGGAAAGCAUAAAGGUUUUGCAUGACGAAGCCAAAAAGGCGCAGAGAAAAGAAGAUAAGGCGAAUUUCUGGAAAAAGGUUCUUUCUGUUCCAACAUUUGGAAUUGGUUAUGUAAUCGCCGGUUUGGUCGCGGAGAACCACAAAAAGCAAUCGCAGACAAAAGAUGAAGAAGCUGCUAAACAAGAGAAGGACGUGGAAGUUGUUAAGAGAGCUGUGUCUAUGAGCAAUCAGCUGAAACUCAUAUUGGAUCAUUUUCUGGACCGUUUAGAUUCAAUCCUUGAGUUCAUUGGCCUGUGCGAAAUCAAUGUGGAAAAAAUGAUCGACAAUACAGAAAAGGCAAAAUCUUCAAAUGAAGGCAGGGAAAAUCAUCUUACAAUUACGAAGGCAAGGGCUAAAGAUAUAAGAGGAUUAUGUGACACAUUCGUGACAAGUACGGCACCCAGGUUGCAAAACGAUCUGGCUCUGUUUCCUAGUCAACCAGAAGACGAGAAGUUUUUGCAAGAAUGGAAGGAAAGCCACAAUAUCACUCUCGCUGCUGCGCAAUUGCAGCUAUCUGAUCCAGGUAUAAAUUCAACUAUAACUAACGAGAUAAACAACGGGCAGAACCGAAGGGGAGAAUGUCAGAACAAUAACCUAACGAGGAAAACCAGCGGGAAGAACCGAAGGGAAGAAGGUCAGAACAAAUAACAGGUUUUGAAGACUAAUGACUGAUUGUUAAAAGCAAUCUGUGCUUACAAUGUAAAUAAAAUAGUACAAAAGAAAUUGAUAUCAUCUCUGGUUUUUUGAAGCCUGGUUACAAAGUCC